Molecule: messenger RNA, 318 nt
Organism: Glycine soja
Lineage: Eukaryota; Viridiplantae; Streptophyta; Magnoliopsida; Fabales; Fabaceae
Exons: 1
Coding region: 1-318 (105 amino acids)
Source: RefSeq, a predicted model, not a curated record
AUGCCUGACUCAAAAUCUACCUUUCACCCUGCUCUUGUUGUAUCCAACAUCAAGAAUCAUGUCUCAAUCAUUCUUGAGAUGGAAAAUGUCCAAUACGCGACAUGGGAUGAACUUUUCAAAAUUCACGCACAAUCCCAUAAGGUAAUUGAUCAUAUAAUUCCUCUGCAGGAUGACAAGCAGAAGGCGCCACCAACGGAGGAGGAGACAGAACUCUGGUUGACACUAGACACCACCGUUCUACAAUGGAUUUAUGCCAUCAUUUCUUAUGAUCUUUUACAUACUAUUCUUGAACCCGACAUCACUAUAAUGGAGGCUUAG